Grus americana (Whooping crane) is the source of this 5833-nucleotide messenger RNA. RefSeq names its product G protein pathway suppressor 1 (gene GPS1). Gene Ontology annotation, cellular component: COP9 signalosome. Bases 51 to 1514 code for a protein of 487 amino acids. The transcript has 14 exons. The record is from RefSeq and is a predicted model, not a curated record. NCBI's taxonomy places the organism in Eukaryota, Metazoa, Chordata, Aves, Gruiformes, Gruidae.
GGAGGGAGAGGCGGGGAGGUCAGCCGGAAGUGGCGGCCGCGAGGGGAAGGAUGCCGCUGCCCGUUCAGGUUUUUAACUUGCAGGGUGCAGUAGAGCCCAUGCAGAUUGACGUAGAUCCACAAGAAGAUCAGCAAAAUGCACCUGAUAUCAACUAUGUGGUGGAGAACCCCACUCUGGAUUUGGAGCAGUAUGCGUCCAGCUACAGUGGUCUGAUGCGAAUUGAGCGGCUGCAAUUUAUUGCUGAUCACUGCCCACAGCUGCGGGUGGAAGCUCUCAAGAUGGCACUGUCAUUUGUCCAGAGAACUUUCAAUGUUGAUGUGUACGAAGAAAUUCACAGAAAGUUGUCUGAGGCCACCAGAGAACUGCAGAAUACACCUGAUGCUGUCCCUGAUAGUGGAAUUGAACCCCCUCCUCUUGACACAGCUUGGGUUGAAGCUACACGCAAAAAAGCUCUUCUUAAACUGGAGAAACUCGACACAGAUCUGAAAAAUUACAAAGGGAACUCCAUCAAGGAGAGUAUCAGGAGAGGCCACGAUGACUUAGGUGAUCAUUACCUUGACUGUGGGGACCUCAGCAACGCUCUCAAGUGUUACUCUCGAGCCCGUGAUUACUGCACCAGUGCUAAACAUGUUAUCAACAUGUGUCUCAAUGUCAUCAAGGUCAGUGUCUACCUCCAGAAUUGGUCUCAUGUUCUGAGCUAUGUAAGCAAGGCUGAGUCUACACCAGAAAUUGCAGAACAAAGAGGAGAAAGAGACAGCCAGACACAAGCAAUUCUCACCAAACUGAAAUGUGCAGCAGGCUUGGCCGAACUAGCUGCUCGGAAGUACAAACAGGCAGCAAAGUGCUUCUUGUUGGCAUCGUUUGAUCACUGUGAUUUCCCUGAGCUGUUAUCUCCUAGCAAUGUGGCUGUAUAUGGUGGUCUCUGUGCCCUUGCUACCUUUGACCGUCAGGAACUGCAGCGAAAUGUUAUCUCCAGCAGCUCCUUCAAAUUGUUUUUGGAACUGGAGCCACAGGUUCGUGACAUCAUCUUCAAGUUUUAUGAAUCUAAAUAUGCUUCAUGCCUGAAGAUGCUGGAUGAGAUGAAGGACAACCUGCUGCUGGAUAUGUACCUUGCACCUCAUGUCAGGACACUUUAUACUCAGAUUCGAAAUCGUGCCCUUAUCCAGUACUUCAGCCCCUAUGUGUCGGCAGAUAUGCGCAAGAUGGCCACUGCUUUUAAUACCACAGUGGCUGCUCUGGAAGAUGAACUUACUCAGCUGAUCCUGGAGGGACUGAUCAAUGCCAGAAUAGACUCACACAGUAAGAUUCUUUAUGCUCGAGAUGUAGAUCAGCGCAGCACAACUUUUGAGAAGUCUUUACUAAUGGGCAAAGAGUUUCAGCGACGUGCCAAAGCUAUGAUCCUGCGAGCUGCAGUCCUGCGCAACCAGAUACAUGUGAAGUCUCCUCCGAGAGAAGGUAGCCAAGGGGAGCUUACUCCAGCUAACAGCCAGUCCAGGAUGAGCACCAACAUGUGAAAAACUUCGUGCACUACCAAAAGAAACGGUCCCUCCAGGACUGUAGCCAGUGUCUCACCCGCUAACUGCUGAGCUUCACAAACUGUCCCUGUCUCCCUCACUUCUUGCUCGGAUUGAGAGGGUCAGGGCUGAUGGUGGAAAAUAUGAAUAUUCCAAUAACUUAAAUUCUCCUUGAAAAGAAAUUCUUUCUAAAAACAGCAUCCCUGCAAUGGGUCAUCAUUUCAGUUUUGGUAGAACAUCUUUCUCCAUUCUCCUUCUUCCACCACUCCAUAAAGAGCUGUCAGGUUAUUCAUACAGAUGCUGAUUUGAGAGGUUUUUCAGCUGCUAUUAGUUUUCUUGUUUCAAAGCUGCAAAAAUAGUUAGUGUUAAGUUGAAUGGACAGGCGUGAUCAAGUUGAAUUUCGCUGGCCUGAAAGUAUUGCCUUGAUUCUGAGCAAUGCUGAGCUUUCUGUUUGUUCCAGAUAAACUUAGAAAUGCAUUGCUCUCAAUUGUGGAGCUAGAGUUCUGAUGGGAGAGGAGAUUUCCUUUGAUAAACUCUUACUAAUUUUUCACCUACACAAGAAAACAUGGCACUGCUUCCAUGCAUUCAGUCACAGGCCUUUAUUUUAGGGUGUUAUGUUUACUUGGAUCCAGGUUCUUUCUCUCUGGUCUCUGUUUUCAAAGACCUGUUUCCUGAUGUGUUUCCCAUUUGUGCAUGACCUGGCUUUGGGGUCCAGUGUUACCAUAGCAGUAAACCUCUAAUUCAUGCAAAUACUGCUGCUUGUCCAGUCUUACAGCCAUAGUGUGUGAUGGUUUCCCAACAUGUGCAACAGUUGCUUCUGGUAGCAGGGAUAAAUGCCAUAAAAUACCACUCGAGUCCUGUGGAAGAGCUGAAAGCCACCAGUCUAGGUGCCCGCUCUCCAGUUGCAUUUAUUCUGCUUUUCCUUUUAUAAAGGGAUUAAAGGUGGCAGCCCAGGUAUAUGCGUGUUCUGUGUUAAUGAAAGGAGAUAUGCACUGAAUUUUCUGAAGUCACUGCAGCCUUGCAUUCAUCUGAUCCAUAAGGCAAGCUAAGAAUUUUGAUCCAGCCCUGACUGGUCUGGCAACUGACUACAGAUGUUACUGUUAAUGUGUUAAUGCCUUUUUUUUUUUUUUUUAAUUUUAAUAAGUUGUUAUAUCUAGUGCAUUAAACAGCAGGAUUAAAAAGCUUCUGAGUAUUUGGAGUUUUGUGUUAAAGUUGGGGUUUAGGUAUUUUGAUCUCCUGCCAUUGAUUUUUUGCUAAGCUUGAUGAUGUUUUUGUAGGCCAUUGUAUUUUGCUUUCUGAUCUGGUUGGAGAUGUAGCUUGGACGAACUGUGAAGAAAGUGCAAUUUGAGGGAACGUUCUAACAGCAAAAUUCCUGGACUGCAUUUGCACAGCUGCUAAAUUGUAACAGUGCUCUCUCCCUCUGGCGUUCUGUGCUUUUUAUGACUUAGGUGCUGAAAAUGGGAGCAGUAGUUCCUGUGAGGUCUCCUGUGAGGUCUUUGGUUAAAUGUCUUUCAUUUGGCAUGGAAAAAUUCUCCCAUUUUUGAGGGGAGAAGGGAGAGAGCUAGUUAAUCAAGAACUUUGAGUCAGGCAUCACUGAUAGCCAGUUUAGUGAGAAAGGCAAGUUGAGUCCUCGGGUAAAUUGCUGUACAUCUUUGUAGAAAUGCUGGAAAAGUAAUUUAUUUUAAUGCCUUCUGCUCAUGCUGAAGGAAAGUCAUUCAGUCCUAUAAUACUACUUAAACAUUCUUGCUUUCUUCCUAAAAUGGGCCACUGAUACCAUUUCUAAGGAAAAGAUCUUAUGCUCUGCUCUUGAAAAGAUGGUCUUGCAACCCAAUUAAGUGCAUCAUGUCAGCUGGCUAUCUUUGCUUAUGCCACGCUUCCACUCUCUUGAUUUUAUUAGAUUACUUCUGUUCCUUGCUGGAGGCUGUCCGCUGGAGGAAUCCUCAAUUGUAAAAUGGAUGUCUUCAGCAUGCUGACUUGAGAGUCUCUGCUCUUCUGGAUGCUAGGGCUUGUCCGCUCUUGGGAAGUGGCUGGAAGCGCGUAUCCUUUAGCAAUCGGCGUGGAGCCCACGAGGUGGCAACAGCAGUUUCCAGCUCUUGCUGUGGCCUGAGGCAGUUCCCUAGCUGGGGCAGAGGUGAUCAGUAUCUUCUCUCCGGACAAAAAUGCUUACAACCUCUUCUGAACAGAUAAAGCGUUUCUCUUUUAUUGCUUAGUUCAUUGACACUGUUCAAGCAUAGUAUAUGCUUUUGUAUAGAAUUAUUGGCAUGUAACUCCUUUAGCCUGAGAAAGAAGAUGCUGUUGCUUUAGGAUUUGUAGAUGUGAGUCAGGGCUGUCCAGGUAUAUUUCUUCUAGACAUUGUUCAAUGCCUGCUUCAGUCCUAACUACCUGCCAGUCCAAAAAUCAGAAAAUAUAACAUAGCACAGAUAUAGUUCUGUAUAACUUGCAUUCAGAAGCAGUUUCCCACAAUGAAAGAUUAUUCUUACUGUAAAUUUCUAAGUAAUUUCCCAAGUAAUAAAUGAGAAAAUAGUGACUCACAUAAAAUGAAUUUCCAGUGAUUCCCUGUGACCACUGAGGUAUUUCAGAGGAUUAAGUUUUGUGGGAUCUGUAGCAUGUUGGUAUAUCUAGGAUAUGUUCAGAGAAACUUACUUAAGUGCAGUACCUUUUUGUUGAUGAGGAGGGAGGUGCCAGUGGUAGGCCAUAAUUGAUAGUGUCCUCAUGCAGUGUAAAUCCUGCUUUCUCUACCUAACCUAGCUAGGGAUAAAGAAAAAACAGUUGGAAAGAACCUUCUUUUGGUUCUUUUGGUGAAGGCAGUUUUAAUUAGCACAACUAAUUUUAGUGGUAAUGUAGAAACUGCCGUUAUGAGAUUUGUUUUGGGGAUGAUUGGUAAUUACCUGGCCAGAACUUGUCCAGCAUAAUGGUCUGUGUUGCUAAGAUUUGUAGAGGGAGGUCUAUAAGAGGGGAGAUUAUAUUACCACUUGGACUGUGGCUGGGUGCAGCAUCAUCUGUAAGCUGCUGUUGUCUGAGACACGUCAGUAGAUGAGGGAGAAAGUAAUAGAGUUCCGUCUUUGCCCCAUGCCAUGCAUGUAUGAUCUGUACAUUGGUUUCUGGGACUCUGUCAUAACUCUCUCAGUAUUACUUCGUAACCUGGUUGAAAUUUCAGCAUUUUUACAGCCUCUGGACAGCUCCCAAAACUGACGCUGAAUAACAUGUUAUUUCUGAUACAUGCAAUGUAAUAUAAACUUUCAGAAAAACAAAUGAAGAAACUUUAAUAAUAGCAACAAUGCUUCUGAUAAAGAUCCAUCAUGCAUAGGUACAAAGUGCUGGUCAAGCAUUUAUUUAUUUAUUUAUUUUCUUAAGAGUAAAGUCUUAGCCAACUUAAUUUGGCUAUUUGACGUUCUUAUGCCAUCUCCUUCAUUACUUUUAUAUGAAGCAGAUGAUAAUGGGGGAGCAGUGUGCUCCACAGGACAGUGCUCUUAGUAUUUUCUUGUGCCACCCUCUUGUGACUAAUACAAGUUAGCAUUUCAUGUUAUCAGUAGUCCCAUCAGAACACGCUGUAGGGUGAAAAAUACCAAACUGGUAUGGAAUAGACUUCCGCUUAUCUCUGAUGCUGUUAGGGAGUAGGGGAUGAAUUACUCUCUGCUUUGCAAAUGAGCUUUGUACUUCAGCUGAUACUAUUUUGGCUUCUGCGUUCCUAUGGAUCUGUGAAUUCCAUUCAGUGUUUCAUAGGGUCUGAUAGAACAACCUAGCUUUAGAUUAUCUCAUAGGGUAACUUGAUCACGCUAAAUUAAUUAGAUAGGGAACAGAAACUGGCUAGUUAAAUUCGGUAGUUAGAAGUUUGGUAAAUUAAUAAUACAUAUAAGACAGUUUCUUGACAGCAAAGACAUAAUUCAAGCUUAGGUUUCAGUAGACUUAUUAGAAGCUAGACUGAAGGGUGGCAGCAUUAGCAAGAGAUGGUCUAAUUUGAACAAGAAUUCAACUGGCAAGACCUGAAAAUCUGUCUUAUGUGGUAGAUCAGGCUAGGUAAUCUUCUUGUCCUUCAUCCCACAGAUAUCACUGUUUCAGUUCUCUAAUAUUUCUGCAGAUAUAGCUUUGACUGUUAUUCUCCGUGUGCCUGUAGUUUAUGUAACUGUGAAGUCUAUGUGUACAUGAAGUUUGUACCCUGUAAAUAUGUGCUGAGAUCCAGGGUUUUCAAUCUUUGUUUUGAUGUACUACUUUUUGUCUGUGGUUUUGGGUUUGUUUUUUUUUUUUUUUAAUUCUCUGAUAUCUCGUCUCAUAAGCUGUUUGCCAAAUAAAGGCAGUUGGCUUUCUUUUUGUCAGGUGAA